Molecule: messenger RNA, 2870 nt
Organism: Acomys russatus (golden spiny mouse)
Lineage: Eukaryota; Metazoa; Chordata; Mammalia; Rodentia; Muridae
Gene: Gdpd2
Product: glycerophosphodiester phosphodiesterase domain containing 2
Exons: 16
Coding region: 580-2247 (555 amino acids)
Biological process (GO): lipid metabolic process
Cellular component (GO): membrane
Molecular function (GO): glycerophosphodiester phosphodiesterase activity
Source: RefSeq, a predicted model, not a curated record
ACACACACACACACACACAUGCACCUUUGCCCUGUGUGUGUAUUGUACUUUGACUCAGGAGAACUCAAAGGGUGGGGCCCCUGGGAAAGGGAAGACAGGAGCUGGAUUUCUAUUUGGGGUGGAGGGUGACUGUACAUGAUAACCAGGCAGGAAAAGGACGAGGCUAGAGGUGGGGAGACUUGGAUUUUCUGGGCUGUGCAAGCAGGAAUGGGGCUCCUUUAGAAAGGCUGGGAGUCAGGGAUCCAGUCAGCCUGUUCCCUUAACCCCUGAGAAGUGCACACAGAGAAUUUUUCAGUCAGGGCUUUGUGGUUUGUUCUAUCUCUGUAUCCAUAGCAACUAGUCAACUGGCUGUACCUCCCUUAGCCUGGGGUCAGAAUGGGAACCUCUGCUUCAGGUUACCACUGCUUCCUGUGUGGAAGAAAGCAUUUGGCUGCCUCAAGCUCAGGCAGAUCUGCCUUAACAUGUUGAACUGAGUGUGCCCCACCCUGGGGCAACUUCUCCUAAUUUCCUCUGGGCAAGCACUCCCAACCCAGCUUCAGAUGUCAUUAAAUAAGAAGAAGCUGAAGAAAACGGAUACACAUGAUGCCUACAAAAAGGCUGGACUGCUUACUGACUUCCCAGGCCUUCACUAUGGCCGAGUCCCCCGGCUGUUGCUCCAUCUGGGCCCGCUGCCUCCACUGCAUGUACAGCUGCCACUGGAGGAAAUGUCCUAAACAGAAGAUGCAAACCAGCAAGUGUGACUGUAUCUGGUUUGGCCUGCUCUUCCUUACCUUCCUCCUGUCCCUGGGAUGGCUGUACAUCGGGCUUGUCCUUCUCAACGAUCUGCACAACUUCAAUGAAUUCCUCUUCCGCCAUUGGGGACUCUGGAUGGACUGGUCCCUGAUAGUCCUGCUGGUCGUCUCUCUACUGGUCACAUAUGCAUCCUUACUAUUGCUCCUGGGCCUGUUCCUGCAGCUCUGUGGACAGCCUCUACAGCUUCACAGUCUCCACAAGGUGCUGCUGCUCUUCAUUAUGUUUCUGGUGGCCAUGGGCCUCGUGGGACUGGAUAUCCAAUGGCAUCAGGAGUGGCAUAGUUUACGACUGUCACUGCAGGCCACAGGCCCAUUCCUUCACAUUGGAGCAGUUGCUGGAAUCACCUUCCUGGCCUGGCCUAUAGCUGAUAUCUUCUACCGUAUCCAACUAAGAGGCCCCAAGGUGCUGCUACUGUUCCUAUUUUUUGGAGUCACUCUGAUCAUAUACCUGGCCCCCCUGUUCAUCUCUUCUCCCUGCAUCCUGAAACUCAGAGAUUUACCCCCCAAGCCUGGGCUCAUAGGACACCGAGGGGCCCCCAUGCUGGCCCCGGAGAAUACCCUGAUGUCCCUGCGGAAGACAGCUGAGUGUGGAGCUGCUGUGUUUGAGACAGAUGUGAUGGUCAGCUCGGAUGGCGUCCCCUUUCUCAUGCAUGAUGAGCGGCUAAGUAGGACGACCAACGUAGCCUCCGUGUUUCCAGAGCGGAUCUCAGCCCACAGCAGUGACUUCUCCUGGGAUGAACUGCAAAGACUCAAUGCUGGAGCCUGGUUCCUCGAGAGGCGACCCUUCUGGGGGGCCAAAGAGCUGUCAGGCUCUGAUCGGAAGGAGGCUGCAAAUCAGACCGUGCCAGCAUUAGAAGACCUACUGAAGGAAGCAGCAGCGCUCAACCUUCGCAUCAUGUUUGACUUGCGCCGACCCCCAAGAAACCACACACACUACGAGACUUUCGUGAAUCAGACAUUGGAGGCUGUGCUGAGUGCAGGAGUGCCGCAAGCCAUGGUUCACUGGCUCCCGGAUGAAGAUCGUGCUAACGUGCAACAACGGGCCCCCAGAAUGCGCCAGAUCUAUGGACAUCAGAGUGGCAACAGGACUGAGAGGCCCCAGUUUCUCAACCUCCCCUAUCAAGACCUGUCAGUGUUGGAUAUCAAGGUGCUGCACCAGGAUAAUGUGUCAGUGAACCUAUUUGUAGUGAACAAGCCCUGGCUCUUCUCCCUGCUCUGGUGUGCAGGGGUAGAUUCUGUCACCACCAACGACUGCCAGCUGCUGCAGCAGAUGCCUCACCCCCUCUGGCUUAUUCCUCCUCGAACAUACUUAAUGAUAUGGAUCAUCACCAACUGUGCCUCCAUUCUACUGCUUUUGCUUAUCUUCGUCCUCCGAGGGAGAUGUGCUAAGAGAAACAGAACUGGCUUAGAAACAGCAGUGCUGCUGACCAAGAUCAACAAGUUUACCUCAGAGUGAAUGCCGGGCCCAGGCCCCUGCCAGCUGCAGUGUAAGGCCCCUGUGUGCACUGGUCAAGGGGAAUGAGAGGAGCUCAAGGGACAUCGUGGACCGAAACGUUUGGAGGAGGCGGACAUUACAAACAGAAGCUUUUGAACUAAGAGGGCCCUCUGUCCAGAUAGUGGGCAUGUCUCAAGCUGCCAUGGAAUUUGCUGCCUUUGGUGUUUUGACAUGAAUUAGCUGGAAAGCUAGUGAGUGACAAGAAGUUACUCCCAACAUGAGAUGAAAGCAAGGAAGUGAGAGAGAUUGCCAACAUCACACUUUAGGCUUGUGUGUGCACGUACUUGACUAGAAGAUGAAGGGUGUGUCAGGGUGGGAUAGCUCAGAAUGGUGACUGAAGGAAAUUUGACAAAAUGGCCUUUCCGGGAGAACUCUGAAGAUGAUGAAGACAGUCCCCACUCCAUGCCCUUUCUCUCCCCACUCCCACAAUUUAGCCUCUCUCCUGCCUACAGGUUGGGAGCUGAAAAGUUCAUUUAGCAAUGUAAUUCUGUGCCUAUGGUGGAUUUUUGUUGCAAGCAGUGAGUGGUUCUUGUAUCUCGCCUGUUAAUCUGUUAUUCAAUGAAUUUUUAAUUGUCAUUUGGUCA